Messenger RNA from Dermacentor andersoni, 16994 nucleotides. RefSeq names its product chondroitin sulfate proteoglycan 4-like. The record is from RefSeq and is a predicted model, not a curated record. Lineage: Eukaryota; Metazoa; Arthropoda; Arachnida; Ixodida; Ixodidae. Gene Ontology annotation, biological process: anatomical structure morphogenesis.
CAGCGGCGGCAGCGCAGCAGACGGCGCAGUGGGCCACCCCCGUGGGCCGCGCGGCAGAAGCAUCAUCAGGAGCUGGAGGAGCAUCAGUGUGUGGCAAGGAGAGGAGAAGGGGACCGUAGUAGUAGUAGUGUGUGUGUGUGUGUGCGCGUGCCGGGGGAGUCGAGCGGCAGGGUCGAUGCGUUGGAGACGGCGAUGUGCGGCCAGCGUAGCCGGCGGUCCUCCGCCUGCUAGUAGCGGAUAGAAACGUGUGCCGGCCGGGGUGCCCCGUCGCAGACAUGGGGCGCGAACCCCGGUCGUCGUCGGCGACGGCGCGGCGUCCGCCGCCGGACCCGUGGAUCACGUCGCUGCUCUGGUGCCGGCUGCUGGCGAUCGCGCUCUUCUCGUUCGGGCCACCAGUGCCGGCGUCUGCCAGGGAGGCAUCGUUUCUGGGCGACGGCUUCGUGUCGCUAGAGCUGGAGGAUGCUCGCGAGAGCACCGACCUGAGCCUGCGCUUCCGCACUGCGCGGCCCGACGGGCUGCUGCUGCUCGCUGCUGGGCCCGACGACUACUGCCUGCUCCAGCUGACCGGGGGUCGGCUGCGGCUGCGGCUCGAGCUGGGCGCCGGGGAGCCGGCGCUGCUCGAGAGCCCCGCGGGCGUGCGGCUCGACGACGGCGCCUGGCACUCGCUGCAGCUGCGCCGGAGGGGCGCGCUGGCGCUGCUCCUCCUGGACGGCGUGCACGAGGCACGCGCCCAGCUGCCGCCGCGGUUCAUCCAGCUGGACAUCAAGUGGGGACUGUUCGCCGGUGGCCUGGGAGACUUCCAGGACCUCUUCCUCGGACACCUGCAGUCCUUCCGAGGGUGCAUGGCUGACGUGACGUUCAACGAGGUCGAGUUGUUCGAGACCGCGGCCGCGUCGUCGGUCGGCGUCGUGUGGGGCGAAUGCAGCGAGGAGUUCUCCGCGAGCCGCGACCAGCCCUUCAGCCUGGUGGAAGCGGACGCCUACCUGGCACUGCCCAAGAUGAACGCGCGCACGGGCGGGUCCCUAGCCAUGGAGGUGCGCACGCAGGCGCCGUUCGCGCUGGUCGCCUACUGCGCCGGGCCGCCUUCCAAGGACGACUUCGUGGCCCUCGAAGUGAUCGACGGACAUCCCAUGGCGUCGCUCAACCAAGGAAACGGGGUAGUGACGCUUCGCAGUGAAGCAUCCGUCAACGAUGGCCGCUGGCACCGACUUAGUCUCCAGUUCGGCUCAUCCCAUGUAGAGCUGAGCGUCGACGGCAGCGCCGAAUCUCUGCGGACGGGCCUUGGCCGCAACCAGUUCUUUGACUUGUCGGGUCCGCUCUUCCUGGGCGGCCUCGACGUGUCCGCGCAGUCGCGCGCCGUGCUGCAGCACGGCCUGCAAUCGGAGACCUCGCUUCGCGGAUGCCUGCGACACACGCGAGUCAACGAUGCACCCACCGGACUUCCAGACGCCCUCGUCACCAGAGGUCUCAAGCCCGACUGCGUCUGGGAGUUUCCAUGCCUUCAGGACCCGUGCGAACCCGGUGCCCGCUGCGUCCAGGAGGGCACCGACGGCUUCAAGUGCCUCUGCGCCACCGCCCCCGCCGCUUCGAAUGGUGCAGUCGGUGGUGGCCGCGUCGACUGUGUUAGAACUAACUUCAGCGGUCCCUACAAGGUGUACGCGUCGUCACUCGACCAGCUGCUCGCGUUGUCCCCGUUGCAUGUGGCCGAAGGUGGCAGCGACCUGGUCACCACCGAGCACAUCCGGCUGCUGGUUGACCACCGUGACCUGGGUGUCAGCGACACUGGCGUGCUCUUCCAUGUGAUGGACGCACCCAAGCACGGCGCCCUCGAGAUCGAAGUGUGGCAUCGUGGCACUCCCGACAAUGUGUUCACGCUGGCAGACCUGUCGACACACAAGGUCCGCUACACGCACGACGGCUCCGAGAACCACAGGGACUCGGCCGUCUUCGAGCUCGAGUUCCGCUCGCGCACGUUCGACCUGCCUGCCGCGCUGAAGGAGCGCAAGCGAUUCGUGCUUCACGUGCUCGUGUCGCCGGUCAACGACGCUCCCAGGGUCAAGGUGUCCCCGGGCAAGCAACUACGGCUCGCCAAAGGCACGCGCAAGGUGCUCUCACCCGACCUUCUGCACGCCGACGACGAGGACACCCAGCCGUCGCAGCUGGUCUAUACGGUGCUCAGCCUCGGAGACGGCGACAAGGACGGCUUCAUGGAGCACGCCGAAAGGCCCGGCGAACCGCUCAGGACCUUCACACAGGAGGACAUUGACCGGCGCCUAGUGAGCUUCGUGCACCGGGGCCGCGAGGCGGAGUCGCACGUGGCGCUCGGGGUGUCGGACAAGGGUGGUGGCGGCGGGUCACCCGGCUCGGACAGCGCGCAGACUGUGGUGUUGCGCGUAGUCACCUUCGAGCUGAGUCUGGCCCUGGUCAACAACACGGGUCUCAUGGUGGCCCGCGGAGGGUGGGCGACCAUCAGCUCCGCCAACCUGUCCGCCGUCACCAACGCCCCCGACCAGAACCUCGAGAUACGCUACGAGGUGACAAGGCCGCCUCGUCGCGGUACCCUGGAGCGACUCAAGAGUACCGGCCGAUGGUCUCCCGUGGGACACUUCAGCCAGCGACACAUCGUGCGCAGCAAGGUCCGAUAUGUGGAUAAGCUCAGAGAUGACCCUCAACCGACGCCGCCGCUUCAGCCGGAGCCGGGCAAAGGCGACACGGCGGUGAACGCGCCCGACGACGACUCCGCGGCCUCUGACAGCUUCCAGUUCUUCAUCACGUGUGCCAGCGCUCGGGCGGGACCCUACGAGUUUCGGCUGUCGUUUGAGAGCGUACAGGCGGUGCACAACGAGCAGCUGACCCUGGAGGGCGUGCUCGAGGGCGUCGUAAGUGCCGCGCACCUCACGUACGCCUCGUGGCCCAAGCCGUCGGCCGCCGACGCCGUGGUCUACACGCUCGAGCAGCCGCCACAGGCUGGUAAUCUGCUGCUCGCGGCUCUGCCGCACGGUGCCGCGGCUCCAGCGCUGCUUGCGGCAGGCAGUCGCUUCACACAGCUGCAGAUCGACCAGGGACUGCUUCGGUACCAGCUCAAGCGGCGCGCACUGACCCGAGUGUCGGACGUGUUCCGCUUUCGGGUGUCCACGGACGGCGGGGCGCAGGCGCGCGACCAGGAGUUCCGCGUGUGCCACAUGCCCAAGGACGCCGUGCUCGUCAGCGAGGAGCUGACCGUCGCCGAAGGGGGUCAGAUGGCGCUCGGAGGGUUGCGGCCGCUGCUGCAGGGCCGCCGGGCGCGCUUCAACGUCACGCGCGCGCCCAGCCACGGCGAGCUACGCCUUCUGGACGCCACCAGCCGAGAGCGCGUUGAGCAGCGCGCCGUGCUCAACUUCACCUCGGAGCAGAUGGAGGCCGGCCGUCUGGUGUACCGGCACGAUGACUCCGAGAACAGCCGCGACGAGUUCGACUUCGUGGCCUAUGAGCAGGGCGAACGACUGCUGUACGGCACAUUCAGGAUCUCGGUGACGAUGCGCAAUGACAACCCGCCGGUGCGCGUGGUCGACCGGGUGUUCCAGGUGGUGGCCGACUCAGAGCGGCCACUCACCUCGCAGGACCUGCGCUACGAGGACGCCGACUCGCCUCCGUCGCAGAUUCAGUACACGCGCCGGGACAUCCCAAACGGAGCCCUGUUUCACGCCGAUAACAUGGCGAGCCAGGUGUACCGCUUCACGCAGGCCGACCUUGACAGCGGAAAGAUAAUUUUCCGGCACAGUGGCGCACCAUCAGCCCGCGCCGUACUUUGGGUGACAGACGGACAGUACUACGCAUCCGGGGUGCUCGAGAUACGUGCCUCCAAGCCGUUCGUUAGGGUGGCAGUCAACACGGGACUAGUAGUGCGGCGUGGCGACGCAGCGCCCCUGAGUUCGGCCAACCUGUCUGCAGAGACGAACCUGCGCGCAGGAGCGGGAGCCAUCACCUACAAGGUCACCUCGCACCCUCGUCGCGGUCUGCUUAUGGUUGGAGGCGCCGAGGCCCGGCAGUUCGGCCAGACUGACCUCGAUGCUCAGGCCGUAGAGUACGAGAGCGUGGACGGCGGUCAGGACUCGGCGCCUGCUGCCGCUUACCAGGACUCGUUCGGGUUCGUGGCCUUCCUCGGAGACACCACGUCGGCGCCGGCCAACUUUCGGCUCACGGUGUACCCGGACAGCUUCUGGGAGCCCCUGGAGGUGUUGCGCAAUGCAACGUUGUUCGUCGACCAUGGUGACAUCGCAGUCUUGAACUCGUCGACCCUGCUUGUCAGGCACCAGGCAAUGGAGCCAGUGAACAUCACAUUCAACGUCGUCCAGACACCGCUCUCCGGGCGGAUCCUGUUGGGCGAAUAUGCCGCCAGUUCGUUCACGCAGGCUGAUGUGAACGCGGGAAGCGUGCGGUACCAGCACACCGGUAAUGCGAGCGAAGACAGCGUGGGGCUGGAGGUGUCCAACGGCAUCGCGUCCCACGAUCGACUGGAUCUUUCGAUUCGCGUGGUGCCUCAGGUCAUCCUACUCGAGACGGGCAAUGUGAGCGUGCAAGAAGGCGGCCAAGCUAUUUUGGACGCAUCGCACAUCAGUGCCGGACCCUUACGUGAACUUCUCCCGCAACUUCUGGUCAUCGAACCCCCGCAGCAUGGCCGCCUUUCAUCGACGGCCUUCUCUCCGGAGCAGCUGGACGCUGGGGAGCUCAAGUACCAGCACGAUGGCAGUGAGACACUGAGGGACUGGUUCACUGUGGUGGCCCGAGGCGCGGGUCGGGAGAGCUUGCCCGGCACGGUGCACGUGUCUAUACAGCCUGUCAAUGAUGAGGCCCCUUACAUCGGCAAUAACACUGGCCUGGACCUGUGGGAAGGCGCCGUGGCACCCAUCUCAGCCACACACCUGGCGGCCCUCGACGAUGACUCGGAGGCGUCCCAGCUGCGGUUCCACAUCUCCACACCCAGCAACGGUUACGUGGCCCUAAAGAACGACACGAAGACCCCGUUGUUGUCGUUCACCCAAGACCAGCUCAACCGCGGACUGGUCGUCUUUGUGCACACCGGUUCACCCGCUGGGGGUUUCAAGUUCCAAGUGACAGACGGUCUCAAUCAAGGUUCACCGCACGUGUUCACGGUGAACGCACGGUCGCUUAAGAUUCGCUUGGAGCACAACAAGACGCUCAGUGUUCUUCCGGGAAGCCAGCAGUCAAUCACUCGCGACCACCUCCUAGCCCGUGCUGGAGAUCACACCCGCGACGUAUCUUUCGUCGUCGUUCGCACACCACGCCUCGGCAGACUCUUACGUGAAAACCCCAGCGAUGGGACCCUGGCCCAGCUCAGUCGAUUCACACAGGCGGAUAUCGACAAUUACUUGGUUCUGUACGAACACAGGUCUCCGAUGUCCGCGCCGGUGGAGUAUGACUCCUUUGCUGUCGACUUGGAGACACCCAAUGCGGUUCCCGUUAAGAACAUCUUAUUUGCCAUUCGCAUUGCCUUGGAUGACUCGUUGGCCUCUGUUCUCGGUCAACUGCGAGUGUCCGAAGGAGGAAGGGUACCGCUGUCUUCGGCGUUGGACGUGGGAGCAUUGGAGGCUCUCUGGCGGGGCAAGCCGGACGUUCCUCCUAGGCUUCGUGUUUGUCUGCUGUCGCAGCCGGUGCGUGGGUGGCUGGAGGUUGACCGUAAAAACGCCAGCGUACCAGUUUGCAUAUCAGCGCACAGCUUAGAUCGCGUAGUCUAUGUGCAUGACGAUUCUGAGACCUUAGACGAUUCCUUUGGAGUUGGGCUGUUUUUGACAGCAACCGAAGAAGAUCACGGGGACAUGGCACUGCACAACAGUACGCUGAAAGUUGCGGUAGAACCGAUUAAUGAUAAGCCUUUCAUUUUAGAGACAACGUCUCCCGUGAUCCGCGUAACUAGAGGGUACAGGACGGCUGUCACUCGGGAGACUCUCAGGACCACCGACGAUGACGGGGCUCCUUCUCAAAUCAUGUACAAGGUCGUCAGACAAGACGAAACUCAGGCUGCAACACUUGUCCUGGGAGAUUCGGAUACAUCGAUAAAAAAUUUUACGCAGCAAGAUGUUGAUGAAGGAAGAGUACACAUAGUCCACAACGGAUCGCCAAAAUCACCAUUAACCUUUAAUUUCAUCGUCAGCGAUGGCGUUCACCCGACGAAGCCCUUCAUUCUCACAGUGAACGUAGAACCGGUUGAGGUCCGCAUCGAGAAUGCCACCAACCUCAUCUUGCAACAAGGUGAUCUCAGGGCAGUGUUAACUCCGGCGGUAUUCGGGGCCUGGACUAACGCCGACAGGGACGACCUGGUUUACAACGUCACCUCAGCGCCGCACCUAGGACACUUGGUGUUUCCUGACGGAGCCUCGGUGGAGGAUUUCACGCAAGGUGACCUCGAGCAAGGCCUCGUCAUCUACGAGCAGCAUGACCUAAGUGGCUCCACGGAUUUGUUUUCCAUCGCGGUGCGCUGCGGGCCCAGCGCAGUCGUCCUUCGGAAAGUGGAAGUCAACGUGGAGGCACUCGUCAGGCAACGACCUCUGCAGGCCAUGGCGGGCCGUGCAGUCUUGAUUACCGUGGAUCACUUAGACGCUUCUAAACUGGCGGCGCGGUCAAAUGGGAACCCCCGGUACAGUGUCACGCGGCAGCCCGUCCACGGCCUUCUGCUUCUGUCCAACGGCACCUCGCAGACGGCCGUUCUGCAUUUCACUCACGAGGACGUGUUGAACGAGACCGUCUUCUACCGAGCUCACCGGAGGGACCCCACGUUGGACGUUUCGGGUAUCAUCAAAGACCACUUCGACUUCGAACUGACGGCGCCGGGAGUCCAGCCCGGCAGCAGCCGCUUCCUUGUGCACGUCCAGGUGGGCAACGGUUCUCCCGGUUUAGCGGCGACACCGCCUCAGUCACCCACGGCCAUCGCCACGCCGUCGUCCCCCGCGGACAACACGAGCGGAACGACGUCGGACGAUCGUCCACCGGGCGUCGUCGAAACCGGUUCGCGGGCUCCGCUCCUGACUAACGAGCAUCUCGUGGUGAUCGGCGUGGCUGCCGGCGUACUUCUCCUGCUCACCGUCAUCGCCGUGGCGGGGGUAGCGUGCGGAGCGUGCCGCUCCAGGCGCGGCGGCAGCGACAAGUCCGGGGGCAGCGCGCAGUCGUCGUCGCGCGGCGGCAGCGGUCAUCCGCGAGAAGCCUUUCCCGAAGAACUGCCCACGCCGCCAGCCCCGCCGCCCACGUCUCCGUCGAGCAGCAGCAGCGAGCCUGCGCCCACGGUAGUGGCGGCGUCUGGCCCGGAUUUGGACUGCCUGCCUCCGCCGCCGUACGCGGGCGGGACAGGAGGCGGUGCGUCUAGCACAGAAGUCAGUACCGCGGUGCCCACGUGCAAGGUGACGCCCUUGGGACACGCCGAGGCGGCGAAGACACCUUCGGAAGGGGGUGCCAGCGAGAGCGACGACUGGAAUGGUGACGUGCGCUUCUCGGCACCCACGACUGUGCUCAGAAAGAACCAGUACUGGGUGUAGUCUGGAAGGGUAGUGUGAGCGCCGUCGCUUCCAACAGAGGCCUUUUUAACUUCACUCAUCGGCUCAUUCGCGUGCGUGCGUGCGUUCGUGUGAGUGUGUGCGCGUGUGUGAGUGUCCCCAGUGUCCGUGCACGCUGUUUAGGGGUGUUUUUACCUGGUGACAUGUACUGUGUACGGGCACUCGUGGUUCCUUCACCUUUACAAGUGCAGUUUAUUGUCCUUUUUUUUCACUCGACCGGCGGUCCUUCUUUCUUGUAAGCAGUGGAACGUUCCGGGUGGUGUGCAUGGUACGUCAGCUACAAGCGGCUGCAACCUGAACGUAUGACACACCUGGAGUUUCGACUUGUCACUGCCUUAUAAAAAAGUGCAAGGCAGACGUUUUUACGGUGACGGUACGCGAUUAAGGGAAGUGACGACGUAGCUGUUUUUUCACAAUUUCUAUAAUUGGUCAUUGCUUGGUGGAAGGAAUGUUUUUAUACGCAUCUCCGUCAUUGCUCAACAGUAAGCUUGAAGUCACUGGAGUCCUUUCGGCGACGUCGCGUUAAGCGAGUACAAUGUUCAGGCUCUCUGGCGUGUGUGAGCACGUAAGAAAAUCGUGAAAGGUCGUCUUAACGUAGCGCUGCGCAACAUUUACCUCAACAAAAUCGGGUGAGUAACAGCAGCACCCUCUGCAGUUGUUAUCGCCACUGCAGUAGCGACAGAGGUUGGAAUUCUUCAAAUAAUAAAGCACGCAGGAAUCGAUAGCUUCUAGCCAUGUACGCUGCAAGGUAUGACAUAUCCCCGACGUCUGCAACGUCAGCAAAGCACUUAGGCAUAUAGUUACGAAUUGCGCAAGUUUUGUUGCUUUCGUCAAUGCCAAUUUUACAGGUGUCCUCCAGUGACUUCAGUCUUUCUAUAGACACCAUCAUGUCGCGCUAUUCAUGAUGCACGGACGAUCAUAUUGUGCCGUUGAAACGGUGAUCUUUUUUCCUGUCAAGAAUUGCCGUGUUCAUCUACUAUUGCCACCUCGUCAAUGUUAUCCCUGUAAUCUCAAGUCUUCCUCCGCGUACACAUUCGGUGCCGUUCGAGCGGUGAGGUUUCCGUUUUUCUUUUUCUUUUCCGCCCUGCGAAUCGAAAAAGAAAGCAAAUUUGCUCACUCACUUUGCUUGUAGGCUUUACCGACAAAUUAUUUCAGUGACUCGUUGUGUAGUUCGUGUUAAUUUCCGCGCAUUCUUCAUUCCUUCAAUUUCGCAAGAUUCAAAUAUAGCCGCGUCUGGCCGCAUCUGAAUCAAUUCCCUUCGUUCUGCACAUUCUUGGUGCCCUUUAUGCUCGUCACAUAUGAAACCUCGCUGUUCGAAAGGCCACGUACUACAAACCCGCAGAAAAAAAUGCCUUCUAUGUCGUCGUUGUACACAGAAGCACUAUUUUGUUACGAACACUCACUGCAGAGGCUACUACGUGUUUCAGCGCUGCCUAACUCUUGAACGCGCGCGUGUGGCGCCAGAAUUUUUUGCAGGCGUAAUAGCGAAUAUAUAUAUGCACAGGCGACUAUAGUUCACUUUCUCAUUCACUGGAGUCGCCUCUCGUAUGCUUCGCAUUUUUUUUUUUUUUCAUACCCUUGUCUCUUCCUCUAGUGCACAUGCUAGAGCCGGUGACGGGGCUAAGGUAAAAAAUGCGAACGAUAAAGGCAGAUAACUGAGCAGGUUUCGACGCAUUCUAGUUAAAAGGUAAAGGCCGUGCGAGUAGAUUUGCUCGCACGGGCACGCGGAGCAAACAAGUGUUGGCGACAUACGCCCACUCCUUUGUGCAGUCGCCCUGCAGAGCGAUGAAUUGUUUUGUAUUUACGCAUUUCUGCAGCGGCAUCCAUAGAAACGAAGUAUUGGGAGGGGUUGACGGUGGCGGGUCUUUGGAAGCACGUCACGAUGGCGGGCGCCCUGAAACGUUCAAAUAGAAGACGCAAAAAAAAAAAAAAACGGAACGCUUUCGCACCACACCACUGUGGAUGAGUGAACACAACACGUUUUUUCGAGAGUAUUAUAAACCUGUCUUCUAUAAUAACAAAGCGAGCAAACUCAAGUCUAGAACAUCGCCUAUAUAUACUAACGGCGGGCAAAACGUACACCGUCUUCGCAGAACAAAGGAAUACGCAAAAGUAAUAUAGCAAAAGAAAACAAAAAACACGUGAGUCAAGGUGAAGAGCGCUUGUUAUGCAACGUCGGGUUACAGUAUCGGGGGAGCGACAAUUUUUCCUUACCUCGUUAUACCGAUGCGGGAGAUCACUAUGUGAAUGACACUGUACCACUCGCAGGUGUACAAUCGUUUCCUUCAUGCGACCUUGUUACGUGAUACGAGGAGGGAGAAACACAUCGAAUACCUUCACGGGCUUUGCAAAAGCCAAUUUCCAUGGGGUGUCAUAAUAAGAAUGCGUAAGAGAAAUUUGGCGGUAGUGCUUGCCCUCGCCGCUACUACGGCAGUUUACCCAGCAUAAACAUAAUGGGUACAAGAUGCGCGAAAUAUGAAUAGAUGGCACGUGAUAGACACAACAGACGCUUCGCCUUUUAGACUUCGAACAAUUAACCUUUUAGUGUAUUACUAUAACGUAAGGUCUCCGAAAACUCGUUGUGAAACCAUAGCCAGCCUCGUCUACCUUGAAUUUCUACCGCCUUACUGUUUUCGUGAACUCGCAAACAAAACUCACUUGAAGAAAAUUUUAAAAACUUGUGUGAGUAUCGUCCAGUACGCGUUUCUUCUCCUACAUUGCCGCUCAUUGUCGAAAUGAUGACAACAAUAUGACAGCCUCAAUCUGUGUCCCUUUAUUUAGUGACAGUGUUUAGCGCUCCUCCAAUGCAGUGCGCAAUCAGCCACACGCAAUGGCGGUGGUAUACAACUUCACAGGUAGUAAUCAACAAAUUUCUGGAACGAUUGCUUUCCUUUCUUUCUUUCCUUCUUUCUUUCUUUCUUCCUUUCUUUCUUUUUGCGUCUGAGCACAAAGUGCCUCCAAAUGACUGCAGAGCAUUAUUACGCCGACGUAAUAAAUCAGACACGACAUCGAAAAGGAAGUCGCAUAUAACAACUCGGCGUGUUUAUCAGAAGAGAGAGAGACAUCUUAUCGACAGGAAAGACAGACUGGUUGACCUGAGCUGGUGCGCUCUAAUAUUCCACAAUCACGCUUAUAAUUAGUAAACGGAGAGACACGUUAGUUUAUAACACGGAUCCGUUCGCAACCAGCAAAAUUCGGUCGUUUUUCUUUCUUUCAGCAAUGACAGCAUUUCUUUAUCGAAAAUACGUAACUUGGUAAUCCGUGCUUGCUAAAUCAGUCCCUAACUGUUCACAUUCCAUGAGGCAAUGAAACCUUGUUUUCCCAGCAUUAGAGCUAGCAGUGGCAUACCGUACUGACACGAAGCUCAAAAGUGCCCGUAUCAGCAAAAAAAAAAAAAAAGGAAACAAAAAUGAAGGUCCCGAAAGGCGGUUGACAUCGCGUUACCACAGUAAUGCAGGACGAUGAGCAAAACGAGAACAAAGCGAAAGCAGGAGCGAACGUUUCGACAAGUGGACUUGUCUUCUUCAAGGCAUCGAAGAGGUCUUCUUCACCUUGAAGAAAAGUCCACUUAUCGAAGCGUUGGCUCCUGCUUUCACUUGUUCUCGUUUUGCUCAUCGUCUUGAAUUUCCAUCUCCCGCCUUCCCCUAUUUUCCACAGUACUGCAGGUGAUGUAAAGAAGUAGGAGGGAUGUAAAGUUUAUUUUGCACUUCACCACAUAUGCAGUCGCGUAAGUAAACAUGCUUAUCCAAUCAACCAAAGGCUGGCAAUGCUCAGGUUCGCCUGAUGGCCGUGGCAGGCCGUUUUUUUUUUUUUUUUUUUAUAACCUUGUUCAGAACUUUCACGCGCGGUUGUGAGGGGAUGGCACAAACACUAGACGGCCGCAUGUCAAGCAUCAAGGCUAAUAUACGGACAAUUAAUACAUGCGUGUUUAGUUGUCACUUCAGUGACGCAUUCGAAGUUGGACAUGAUACUGGACUCCUGCUCCGUGGGGAACCUACGAUUUGAUGCCAGAUUUUGUAUGCUUGCGUUACUCGGAACGUGACAGCGCCUUCGUUAAAUACAUCGGUCUUCCAUAUAGCGGAAGUUAUAAUUACGAUGACACAAAUAAGAAGAUAAUUGGCACGAAGGCUGAAUUAUCUGACAACUGUCGAAGUUACCGUUUCUCUGACGGAAGUCAUCCCUUCCUUGCGAUCCUCAAGCACAUCAGUCAGCUUACACUGCCAUUUUCCUAGGUCAUCUAAUUUACCAGAGCCAGGUGUCUGCUUUUAUUUCUUGCCUUCUUUGUCGUUGCGUUCCCUUCCUUCCUUUUUCAAAUUUUGCCGAAAGUUGUCUGCAGGCUCCCUGGUACGCGCGCUGAAUGUGUUAGCAAACGACUGAGAAAGAAAAGGCACACGGGAACCUGCGCGAAUACAGGUGCACCUGUGACUUAUUUCCGCGAAACCGGCGCUGCGUUGUUGGGGAAUAGUGGGAAUAAGUGCUUCAAGGGGGAGCUUCACCAGCCAUAAGAUCUCUAGACGAUGUGAGAGAAGUACAAAGAAGUACUCAUCAUCAACGAAAAGUAAGCUGGCAAAGUUCUACCACCACUCAGCUCUGUACAAUACUCACGAGAUAAUAGGCGCCAGCAUUGCAUUAAAGCAAGCGACGUUUCGAUAAGACAAAAGAAAAACAGUGAAAGUACACCCCAAAAUGUUAGAGAGAUCUCUAACUUGAGGGACAGCGCGUGCAAGACUAACUGGCACCCAAGUGGUGCCAGUUAGUCCUGCACGCACUGCCGUGCAGUUUUAUGCUCAGGAUUUCGAGAAUUGCGGCGAGACCGAAAUGUGAUGGCAAAGGCAAGGGAGUUAAUCAGAAGGAAAUUUUUUAUUGCUGCUCUACUGUGAUAAGUGUGGGAAAAAGAAGAUGGGAAAAAUAGCGGAGUGAUUACAACGAGCUUUGUGUUUUGCCAGUCGCUCCAAUGAGUUAGCGUGCUCUGGACUCCUUAUUGUCAAAGAUCUUAAUUAAGCGGCUAUAGAAUAGGAUCUCGAUGUCUAAAGUUCUAAACUCGUAUAAUAAAAGAAAAGCUCGAGAUGGUAAACCGCUCAGAACCUUAGACAGCCGGUACCAUUGUACCACUGAAAUUACGACCUCUCAGAGCAAUAAUUUUGGUGAUAACUUCAAAUGAAUUAACCAGUUCUCCACAGAAAUCCCGUCAACAUUUGACACAAUUUGUAGCGAGUUAUCGCUUGGCACCAAACACGCCGGAAAAUUGCAGAGGUUGACCUUGCGCUUCUUUCGCGAACUGUGUAGUUAAUUAGGAAAGCCUGUUUUUCGUUAAUGGAUAUCUGCUCUGCCCACCGGAUGAUGCUAUAGGUGGAAAUACAAGGUGCUGUAAUCCACGAUGUGGUCAGUGAUGGCAGAAAUUGUUCGGUUAAUGGUGUGUUUGGUGUUUGGUUAAUGGUGUGUGUAAUGGUUAAUUGUUUGGUGUGUGGGAAUGGCUGACUAUGCUUAGACGUCGGUGGACGAAGAUUCAGGCAGACUUAAUAUAUAUGGCAAGCUUCUUGAGUGUAAGUUGCGGUUUCUUUGUCUGUGUGACCUUCUCUCUUCUCCAUCUGCAAUUUCGAGUAGGCCGGGUGGUAGAGAGUAACGCCUGCGUAGAGGCGCCGUACCAGCCGGGCAUCUCCGCAUCACGUACAAAGCAUCCAAUGCUGCGCUGGUCACGUGGGAUGGUUCCUGUCCCUUACUUCAUAAUGUUCUGUAAUGAUGCAUUUGCAAGCAAACUAACGUCGCGUACAAUGAAACCAGACAACUGUGGCUUUCGUAUUCAGGGAUACAACGUAAGGUAUCCUGAUGUCAAGAAUCAACGAAAUAAUGCGAACAACUUGAAGGGAAAUUCGAAAUCGUCCAACUACGUUGGAUUAUACCGCAAUAAGGAUGUCGAUAGACUCGCCAAAAAGGCCCUGAACGAAGGAAUUCAAUGCGCGAUGUCUAAGUCGGUUAUCCGGAAUAUUAGAAGGCAGGUGUAUACGCACUGCUUUGCGUAGAAGUGGUUCGACAGUGAUAAAGCGAAACAAUGAUUGUUACAUGAAAUUGACCCGCAAAAAGAAUUUAACGUAGAACCAAAUUUCCCACGACACACAUAUAAAUUUAUUCGCAGGCUUGGACUGGAAGUAGCAUAAAUGAAUAGCUUUCUGUACAAUAUAUGCCACCGCACGUCUCCUGAGGGAUGCUAUGGUCAUGAAAUUGAGAAUGCUUUUAACGUUAUUGUUGAGUGCUGAAAAUGCAGCUAGGAAAGAAGAAGGUUCGUGAAAAAGCUAGGAAGUUUGGAGGAGCGUCCCUUUCUAAUGCAAAAAUUAUUUGGAGCGUGGUUAGCUAGUCUUCUCCAGAAUAAGGCAACCGUAUUCUUAAAGGACAUUUUAGUAGACGCGAGUGACAUAACCAUUAAUGAUACGUAUAGUCCUGUUCAGUUAUAUAUGAAGUGAUGCGUCUAUGCUUUGUACUACGAACGGAAAUUUAACGGAGCUAUGUGUUUGGUCCUACAAUCCAUUUAUUACGUACCAAUGUAUAUACGGACCAUGAAGUGUGUAUAUUAUUCGGGUAGUGGCAUAAUGUCAGAGAACUCUCAAUUGCGAUGUUGUUAUCUUUAUUUGUUUCAUUUCAUUUGUUAUUCGUUUAUUUAUUUUAGCAUUAUCAUGCGUCGCUUUAUUCCUCGCUGCAUAACAUAGAAAAAUGGAGCAGCCGAUGUACUCUUUAUCUCUGUCUCUCCAAAGCAAUAUACCAAAACAAAUGGGUUUGUAUGCGUUCCCUACAUCCUAUAAAAAUUCUGCACUUCAAAAAAUAAUUGAGGGUAAAUUUCACGAAGCUCUUGUUUGUAAGAACUGUUCGACUUUUGCCGGUUUCCUUCUAUAAUAUUGUGUUCCCUAUCAUGGUUGGCUGGUUCCUGUCCUUGCGAACCCUUUAGCAUACGAAACGAUUUAUGAACACGGGCUCAAAUACCAGAACUUGGUCGACGAACGCGAAUUGUUGCACCGUUUUCUUGAACAGCGCCCAGGAAUAUGACUUUUGUACGAUGCUCGAGUUUCACUGCCCGCAUUUUCUAUGUUUGUCUGUCUGCGCUCGUGCGCACCUACGGCGGCGUCGUGUCGGGUUGAUGCCGUACUUCGAUAAAAGAGAACGGUUGUGGCCUCUUUUCGCCUGCAAAGAGGUCAGAUUAUGUGCUUGUGAACCACGUUAUCUACGGCACCAUGCAACAGCUUCAAACUUUAGUUCUUAAGUUCCGUCGUACCAAGAGGCUGUACGUCGGGAAUCACGUUUUCUGGAGACAAGGUGGUCAUGAAUAGAACUUGACCUGACGGCACUGUAAGCGCCUGCAAGGAAUGUACUACAUAUGCAUCUGAUUACAGUUCGCAAACCCGUGACGUUGUCUGCUUGACGUUGACGAGGCGCUGUAGCGAUGAUUCCUGCAAUGUAACGUUGAACGAACGUGAUUAUAGGUCGCAGCAUACACUGCCAAGGCAUUACCGGAUACUAACUAACUGGAUGUUCUCGGAGCUCUAUGCAUAAUAGCGUACUGUGAGAAAGGUCGCCAGUCGUUUAACGACUCCAUAAGCUAACACCAUGAUUUCCGGUGUUACUGGGUACCGUUUCUCGCGAUAGAGUGGCGUGCGCAAUACGAAUGGUCGCGUAAGUCAUGUUGACAGCUUGUUUCAAUACUAGCGUAGAUGAGUUACCGUGUUAGCCAUGUUUAUGCCGCUGAUAUCAAAUGGCAUUUGAGUCAGUUAUUUCUGUUAUUUGAUGGUUGUUAGGAAAAUAAAUUUAGGUGAUUAUAUUGGCUACAAAGUGCACGAAAAGCGUAUUUGUCUUUGAGCUGUACUUUGGCUGAUCGCCUACCGAAAGAAAUCUGCUUGACAAAUAGGCAGUGCAUGGGCAAGCAAGGACUAUUCGUGUCUUUUGAAAACAAAUGAAGACUCCGUAGGCUCACUGAACAUGCAUAGAGUGAGGCAAACGGUAUGGCCUUUAUGAAUGUUAUUGUUUUGCCUAUUUUCUUGUAUACUAUCUCCUGCAACCAUUUUAUUCCUUUCGUUACAUGACGGACAAAAAUUUUAAUGCGUAGGCUGGCAUGUUGAGUGAAUAUAACACCAAUUUUAUUUGACCUUACGGUAAGGGAAUAACCGGCCUAUUCGUGUACUGGGCCUUCGAGGCCAAAGCUGACAAAAUGACAAAACAAAAUGUAUCAUCGUGUUUUUCACCAUUCGUCAAGGCCAAACGGUACUUUGUAGUGAGAAAAACUUGCUUACGAAGGGGAUAAAAACAGCGCAAAGGACAGGACGAAGCCAGCGACGUUCACGGCGUUGUGUACGUCGUCCAUGCUUUCGUCUUGUCCUUCGCGCUGUUUUACCCCCUUCGUCAUGAACCAACCAGCCCAAUUCAGAACACUCCUGCAAAACUUGUUUCGCUAACUUUUCUUCCAAAUUGGAUACUCAGUAUGCCACUUAGGAGUUCAUGUCUCGGCGAAAUGAACAGAAUGUGUUUAGUGUGUGACUCGUGCGUCUUUUCUAAAGCCACGAGUACACGAUAUCACUUGUCAAUGGCCACGUGAAUCUGUGGCUUAACCACGCAUUGUAUACUCUCGUUAUUUUUUUUUUUUGUAACGCAAUGCUUUAUCAAAGAAAUGGUUUAGGUGAAUCUAAAUGACCCACCAGACCUUCCCCUAAUGUUGAUAUUAGGUUGCGUAAUGCAUCUAGGUCCAGCUGCCACAAGAUUGGCUGAUCAGAGCGCCUGAGUCAGAAUGGCGAUAAUGGGCAUUUCACUAAAAGAGAGUGUUGAAAACCGUGGUUCACAUGAUUGACACCUCCGAAUACCGUGAUAAGUGCGACCUUUUAUGAGUCUGUGUCUUUAGUUACGUUUUCCUGUUAACUCACGUGACUUUCAUUUUCGUAAAUCUUGGGACCACGUACGGACAAGCUGGAGGAUGGAAGACUCGUGUUGUUACGAAUUAACGGUUACAGCAAGUGCGGUUGUGCCUGCAUGUCGGUUCAUAGAAAGAUACCAUUCAAGCUUACGUUCAAAAACUGCUCUUAGUUAAUUCCAAUUUGUACCGGUAAGUCAUUCAAAUUGCUUUCGGAAAUGCGUUACUUGCAACCGGGCAGGAUCCAAACUUAUCACUGAAAACGAGGCUGUCUUAUCUGUCCCUGGAAGCCGCGGCUUUCUUGCGUAACGCAUUGAGACGCGAACGUAGCUCGAGCGUUGGGCUACGCUGUUAUCUGUGUUGUUGCUUGUCGCCCAAGAAGUAUGCACCGAACGCCGCUGAACUUUGUAUGUUGUGAGUGUACUGCUAGACGUGGCAGACUUGUUGGCUUGCCGGAAAGGCCACUACCCCUUUGCGUUCUUCUUGCUGUUCGACCGAUGGCAGGGGUGGGACCAUUCGGGCUUCCUCACUGAAAUAAAGGCCUUUUUUCCACUGGUUUUAUCAAA